Messenger RNA from Owenia fusiformis, 6750 nucleotides. Lineage: Eukaryota; Metazoa; Annelida; Polychaeta; Sabellida; Oweniidae. The record is from the annotation of a GenBank genome assembly.
AAGGACUUAUUGGGUACCACAUCCUGCCAUAAUGUAAACUGACCUGAAGGAGGAACACAUCAGAAGUCACAUAUAAACCAGCUGUGUAGGAGAGAGACUCAUCUAACAUUAACUAAUAGCUGCAAUAAUAACAGCUUACAUUUCACAAACAAUUGACAAGAAGACUGACUCAAAUCUGUUUAAGGAGACAGACUUUUUAAACUUCACAAGGUACAGUCAACAGGAGAUUUCAGAGACUACAUUCGACAAACCAAUCAAGUACCUACCAAUCAACGAAUUCCUACCAAACAAACAGAAACAACAACUAAUCAAAGGAAACAAUUAACCACCUCCAAACGAGCUAGAAAUAAAAAAUACCAGAAAAGUAAAUCGCAAGUCAAACACCUCAUGAGAAUUCUUGGUUGUAACACUAUAAUCCAAUAUCCCAACCCCCUCACCUGGCUUGGGAUUAGAUCUAAGGAUAAAGUGACACCAGGUCUGAAAACAAGGCCCACUCAUUUUUCCUGCAGUUGUGAUUAGGAACAGUCAUUGCUGGGGUAUCUUGCAAUCUUGCAUGACACAGCAUAUCAGAUAACUGCAUAACUGGGAGUGGAUGCAAUCAACUAAGGAAUAUAUCAUGUUCUUGUACAGUUAGGUCCUGACAUUGAUAGAGCUGGAAUUUAUAAGGCGGAGGAGGUGACAAAAAUUGUAGGAAGUCUAAUUAUUAUCAUAUAUUAAAAACAGAGAUACUUUGGAGAAAACACUGGUUCUGAUUUCCUACAUCUAAAAAGAGUGACUUCUGUCUCUGAUAUUAAUAAGAGAAAACUUUUAUCUAAGUUCACAGAAGAUUGUCUAAAUAUCACAUGGAUUAAAAAACUAAAUUGUAGUACUUUAUACAUUAAAUAAGAUUUUGAGAGAAUUUAUAACAGUUUUAAAGAAAUCCCAACUAACCGGAACCCACACACAACAAUUGAGUGAAAACAUUACCAUUAAUCAGCAACUAGACUAUACAAACCAAUUCACUGACUGAAUACUGAACUGUACAUUUGAACAGGUGAAAGUUUGAGGCAACCGCAGAAUUGAAAAAGGAAGUUCCAAAUGAGCGGCUCUCACAUUUAUCUUCCUGUGUGUAUGAUAGCAGUGAAACCACAAUAUAAUUGUUGUCAUAUGUUGCAGUGUGUAUCUGUACCAGGGGCUUGUCGUGUCUGCUUUUCAGCGCCUGGAGCUUCAUAAAGUCUGAACUCAGAGCCUUCAAGAUAGUUCACCAAAAAGGAUAAAUUUUAGUAGGAUUCUAUGUAUAUACUUUAUUUUAGUCCAAUGCGGAUAAUAGGAUACAUUUUAACAUAUGUCUGUUUUUCAUUGGUGUGAAUGACAUUUAUGUUGAUGAACACAUUCAAUUUUGAUACUGAAAUUAAACAUCUACAGUUUUUUUAACAAUAACAAGAAGAUUAAUAACAUGAGACCAGUGUAAAGGAAUACCAUAACUAGUGUCUAGGAUUAACCUAUGUAAGGAGUAAUUCACAGGAUUAAAAGCUGGGAUUAAGUUGAGGAUUAAAGCCAGUAUUAAGAUUAUUAAGGAUUAAUUUCAUUUGGACGCAAGAUUCAAGAUGGAUGAUGAGAAUAAGUAUGACGAUGUCCAAGAUGAGAAUGAACUCAAUAGAAUGCUUGCGGAGGCAACAGUUUUUACAGAAAGACGUAAACUUAGGGCUGCCUUAAGAAAGUUAAAGGAGAAGAAAGAAGCUGAAGCCGCCAAAGCAAACCAGAAGGAUUACAGUGGUAUUGAAGACAUUGACCAACUACAAGUAUUGUUGAAUGAUGCACCCAACUAUGAUGAGAAGAAGCGAAUCCGAGCACAAAUGCGGGAAGUCAGAAAGAGGCUGCGAGAAGGAACAGGAACAUCAUCAUCAGCUCCAGCUAAAUCUGAAACGCUUAGAGACACUUCUAAAUCUAUCACGAAAGACACAUCUAGGGUUGACACAUCUAGAAAGGACACACCUAGUGCAAUAAGGGAGACUGCAACUCUGAAAGAGAAAACCAAGGUAGAUACUGAAUCAGUCACUUCAGUUAAAUCAGCUCCACCAGCCCCUGAACAAAAUGGUGAAACUCCCAAGGAAGAAACUUCUGAUAAACCUGAAGAGGUUCGUAAUAACACCAGUGAGGCCCCUUCUAAACAGAGCAAAGCAGUUGCCGAUGUGACAAAUGAGGCUCCUUCUAAACAGAGCAAAGAUAGUGAGAAGGUGACCAAUGGUGACGCUGAUAAUCUCGAGGAUAUACAGAGUAUGCCCAUCUUGGAAAAAUUGUUGGAGGAUACCAAGGAUUUCAGCAGAAGACGAGAGAUUCGAGCAGCUAUGAGGGAGUUACGUGCCAAGAUUAAAGAGGGUGUUAUGACAGUUGCAGAAAGACCAACCACAGAAAUGUCUGUCACACAAGGUGAUGAUGGCUCUGUCACCAUGAGAGCCAGUAGUGUCACAGAGGGUGGCACACGAGUUGUCAAGACAACUGUCAAACACUCCCGCACUCCUAGCCAAUCAGAAAUCACUGAAAAAGACACAGUUGUAACCACAACAACAGAGGUACCAGGAUGUGGUGAUUUUGCCGAAACUGAUCAUAUUGUGACAAAACGAAAAGUCACUUCGAGGAAAUCCGAAUACUAUGACUCGCAGGCGACAUCAACGAAGACGCUUCAUACACGGUCUGGUUCAGAAUACACAGAAAUGGAUCUUGUUCAGGAACAUGAGGAAGAGUCAGUCUCUAAGGAUGAACAGAAGGCAGAUAGGACGCACACUAACGUCAUUGUGAGGAAGCCUAGUGUUGAAAUGGUACUGGAUGAUGCUGAUACUGAUGUGUUCACUGAACCUGAUAUUGCAGUGGAGCUACUGGAGGCUUUGAGUGAUGUCACAGUGACAGAAGGGGAGGUGGCUACCCUACAAUGUAAAAUACAGGGCCCAAAAGAACCAACUGUUACAUGGUACAAGGACAGUGCAGAAUUGAAGGAAACCCCCAGUAUUAAGCAGACAUUCACCUCAGGUGUGUGCCAGUUAGAGCUGAGGGAGACAUGUGUGGAUGAUGGGGGACAGUACACAUGUAAGGUUGCCGGGGGCAACACUGAGAUGUCAACAACAGCAGGCCUCAUAGUCAAUGCAAGAGAAGUUGCCCCUAAAUUCAUCAAAGAACUCUUGGACCAGACGGUAGAUGAUGGUGCAAAUGUCACAUUUUCCUGCAAAGUAGAAGCAAAUCCUCCACCCACAAUCAUAUGGCGCCAUAAUGAUAAGCUCAUCAAAAGUAACGCUGAUUUCAAGCAGAUGUUUUCUCAGAAUGAGGCUAAGAUGGUGGUUAAUGAGGUCUUCCCAGAUGACAAUGGAAAGUAUACAUGUAUUGCGAAGAAUUCAGUAGGAGAGGCAUUGACUAUGUGUACAUUGAAGGUCUUAGCCCAAGAAGUUGCCCCUAAAUUCAUAGAAGAACUCUUGGAUCAGACAGUAGAUGAUGGUGCAAAUGUUACAUUUUCCUGCAAAGUAGAAGCAAAUCCUCCACCCACAAUCAUAUGGCGCCAUAAUGAUAAGCUCAUUAAAAGUAACGCUGAUUUCAAGCAGACGUUUUCUCAGAAUGAGGCUAAGAUGGUGGUGAAUGAGGUCUUCCCUGAUGAUAACGGAGAUUAUACAUGUAUUGCGAGAAAUUCAGCAGGAGAGGCAUCAACUAUGUGUACAUUGAGAGUCUUAGAAGAUAAGCCUAGCAUCCCAGAAGUGAUAGAAAAACUAAAGAACACGUCAUUCAAAGAUGGCCAAAUUGAUGCGACACUUCAGUGCGUCUUAAGUUCAUCCAUGACGCCAUCUAUCAUGUGGUACAAGAACAACAAAUUUCUGAAACCAUCUGAGGAUUUUCAACAAACAUAUAAAGAUGGCGUUGCAAAGCUUGUGAUAAGUGAAGUUUUCCCAGAGGAUGCUGGGACAUAUGAAUGCGUUGCUAUGGCAAAUAAUGAAGAAGCCUCAACAAAGUGCAAGGUUAAUGUUACAGAGAUAACAAUUCGUAAAAUUGAGGCUCCAAAGUUCACUAAAUAUCUCAGUGACAUAGAGGUCAAGGAUGGUGACAGUGUGACUCUUAAGUGUCAACUCACUGCUGGAAAUGGAACUGAAGUGAAGUGGUAUAAAGACGGCAAAGUUUUACGAUCAAGUAAAGACUUCAAACAGACAUAUAUAGAUGACGUUGCUAAACUGGCAAUUGAUGAAGUAUUUGAGGAUGAUACUGGGAAGUACCGAUGUUUCGCUAAAAAUGAGUCGGGACAAGAUGAAACUACCUGCACAAUGACAGUAUUAGAGCCCAAAAAGAUGUUUGCCCCUGAUGAAAACCAGAACCAGCCAAAGAUUGAAGAUGUAGUGUCCACACUGAAAAAGGACAGCAAGCCAACGAAUAACACAAUAGAGAAUAAAAGCAACAAACCCUUGAACAAAGACAACAAAAUCACAAGCAAUGACAACAAGGCAGGAAGCAUUUACAACAAUAAACCUACAAGUGAUCAUGGGGGCAAGGUCAACGACACCACCAAGGUCAAGGACACCUCAGAGGUCAAGGACACUGUCAAGGUCACAAAUACCAUCAUGUCUUCAACAGAUGACUUUAGUGCCAUCACAGAUGAGGAAGAACUCAUGAAAAUAUUAAACAAAACAGAAAACUUUGAUGACAGAAAGAAGAUCAGGGCCCGGUUACGAGUGAUACGAGAACAAGCUAGAGCUGAGGCAGAGAAACGACGUCAAGAACGUGAAGCUGCAUCAAAAGAUGUUGUCAAAGAGCGGCAAAGACGUGCUGAGGAAGAAAAACAGCGAAAAUUACGAGAAUUCCAGGAGAUGGCGGCCGAACCAAAGAAAGAUACUGGUAUUGACCCAGUUGCUCGUCGUAAGAUGGAAGCCGACAAAGCCAAGAAUGAAAAACUUGAAUCAUUUGCUGAACAAGCCAAAUAUGAAUCUUCCAUGUAUGCACCCCAGUUAGAUAAAAAGGUUGAAAAGAAACUAGCAGAGGCGAAGCAAAGUGGUGAAACAACUACUACAGAAGAGACAACAGAAGAUGGCGGCACUAGGACAACAAAAACAUCCAUGACAACAACUGAUAAAGAUGGUACCACAACUAUAACAAAGAAAACCACAACAGUUAGCCAAACCUCGGGAGUGGGAGGAACCGCCUAUGCCAUUAAAAAAUCAGCAGAAGAAACCGCCAAAAACCUCGCCAACGAUUUUGGAAAAAGCAGCUCACCUGGUACCACUGGCCAAGUUUCUGUGAAAACUCAAUCGUGGAGCUCACGCGAUGGUGUGAUGAAGACGGAGGAGAAGUCCAAAUCAUGGGGAGGGGGAGGUAACAAUCAGCUGACCCCUAGAUCUCCAGGCAGAGGCAUGGGCGCCAUAGCGGCUCUCGCUGGAGGCCCUAAGAAACCUAUGGGGGCACGUGGUGCAAUGGCAGCAUUCAAGAAGAUGGAUCAGGCUACGGGAGGCGGUAACGCACCUGCAAGACCCAACUUUUUUAACGUCGUCAAGCAAGCUUCAAAUAAACCGUUGAAUUUGAAUAAUGUGCGGCGGAGUGCAGUAGAAAUAAAGGCUGAGAUUUUGAAGUUUGUCCAAGCCAACACUAAAGACUAUGGGAUCGAGAUUACCAACUUCAGUGGUGCCUGGUCGGAUGGCAGGGCAUUCUGUGCUCUCAUUCAUCACUUCUACCCUGAUGCUUUCAACUGGGAGGAACUUGAUCCCAAGAAACGUCGCUAUAACUUCACACUUGCCUUUGAUACAGCAGAGAAGCUAGCUGACAUUGCUCCCCUCCUUGACGUGGAAGACAUGGUGAUGAUGAAGAAGCCUGAUUGGAAGUGUGUCUUCACCUACGUUCAGAGUUUCUACCGGAGAUUCCGCAACCACGAGGAAAACGCUGACAAACCUGCCGAGCAGUAGACUCCAUAUAAGGGAUAUCGUCCAGUAGAUUUAAUGUGCUCUUAAUUUCAUGCUUAGAAUGCAGUCAGUAACCAGUAACUGUUAUGUGUAAGUUGUCGCGGAGGGUUGGCGAAAGUUCGCUUUUGAUUCAGAUUUGUGUGUCACAUUUUGUCAGCCAAUCAGUGAAGUUCACCAUCAAGGAGUCAACUGGAGGGGGUAAUGAGGUAAUGACUACAAUUACCUUGGUUACCAGAGUAACCGACUCGUCCCAACUCCCUAGAAGUGUCAUAUAGGUGGAUGUUCAGUUAUGUUACAUGAGUGGAGGUCAGAUGUUGAUGAUAUUAUAAUGACAUUAUCUCAGUCGUACUUAUAGGAUCGACAUACACUGAUUAUGUUCAUCAGAAUCCAUGGUACAAGUGUCAAAGAUCAUACAAAAAGUGUCAAAUAUAUCCCCAUCUUUAGGGAAGUACAAAUAUGAUCAUGAUCACAUUGACAAAGUAACAAUAAUCACAUUGCCAUUUGGAUCUAUUUAAAACCCAUAGGAGUAUGAAAUGCUGCUGAUGUGAAAAGCAAGUAUGUAGGAAACUAUAGAUAAACCAUAAUCUUUAUCAAGAAACUAUUGAUAACGCAAUUAAUUGUGGAGAAACUGGAUAGCCAAUAAAACUUUAAAGAAACUAUGGAUAACCCUUAAAACUUUAGAGAAACUAUGGAUGACCCAUGAAGUUUUAGAGAAAUGAUGGAAAGCCCAUUUAAUUAUGGAGAAACUGGAUAACCCAUAAGAGAAACCAUGGAUAACCCAUGAACUUGAAAACUACGAAAACGGAUAUACAUUGGCAUUGUGUUAACAUUUAACCCACAUUCAGACUUU